Molecule: messenger RNA, 1639 nt
Organism: Actinia tenebrosa (Australian red waratah sea anemone)
Lineage: Eukaryota; Metazoa; Cnidaria; Anthozoa; Actiniaria; Actiniidae
Source: RefSeq, a predicted model, not a curated record
GAGUCAUUUUACCUGAAUUGUCUUAUACUGAAGAUUGAGAACGAGAGAAAACUUCGACUGGAAGGGCUCCUAUGUCAAAAAUAUGGAACAGAAAACAUUUUGUUUGAAGUUGUAAGCCACAAAGUAAUUUUCGAACAUGCUUUUCUAUAAGUUAACAUUUUCCCUAUUGAUGGUUUUUCUUUUGGUCGUACGAGGAAUACAGCGUUUUGAAUCAAGAGAAAAAGGCAUUUACAGCCUGUCUGAAGGUACGGUGCUGAUAGGACACGUCAUUCAUCAGAGUUUAGUGACCUCGCCUCUGGAUUGCAGUUACUUCUGUACAACUAAUUCCCAGUGCUUAUCGCACAACUUCAAACGAGGGGGACCUGGUGGUAAGGGCUUGUGUGAGUUGAACGAUGCUUCGAGGAAGACAAACCCAGAGUCUUAUUUCGCUGAUCCAUAUUACGACCAUUAUUACGAUGUGGAAACAGAGACUUCAAGAUCGUGUGUGGAUUAUCUUCGAAACGGAGCAACAGAAAAUGGUAUCUACACUAUCACAGACGACAGUGGGGAUUCCUAUCCAGUCUGGUGUGACCUCACCUCUGAACCGCGUUCUGCAUGGACUCUAAUCUUGUCAUUCGCACUAAAAUACGGAUACAGUAAUCAGUUUUGUAUAAGGUCAUUCGCGGAAAGCUCACCAAUCAACGUGCCGCCAAACUGGGCAGCUUAUAGGCUUUCUUUAAGCCGCAUGCAGAGCCUUGCUAGCCAAUCAUCACACUGGAGAGCAACAACUAAUUCCCGUAUUUUUGGGGUUGAUUACACUGACUAUGUACGCGGAAAUUUCUCUUCUUUUGAUAUCAUGAACUACGAUAAUUUAACAUGUAAAGACGUCGAGUACAUCAAUAUUCGAGGGACAGAAGAAUCGUACACCCAAGCGGAAUUUUGGCAGAAAAAAAAUGUAUUUUUUCUCCAUGUUGAUAGUUGUUCCACUCGUUGUGCUUUCAAGGCAAUAAACUGUACGUUGGCUGAGACAGGUUUUGGCUCUUACUGUAUAGGUAACGCUGCUAAUCCCAAAUUUAGAGGAGCGAUGGAUGAGGACAGUACGACGGAAUGGUGGUUUGGGGGAUAUGUGUGACUGUAUUCUAACUUAUACAUCAGUGUCACGUGAUAAUCCGCCAUGUUGGAUUUAUAUAAUAUGCAUUAGUGUCACGUGAUUAUCCGCCAUAUUCGAUUUAUAUAAUAUGCAUUAGUGUCACGUGAUUAUCCGCAAUAAUGGAUUUAUAUAAUAUGCACUAGUGUCACGUGAUUAUCCGCCAUAUUGGAUCUCUUUAAUAUGCAUUAGUGUCACGUGAUUAUCUGCCAUGUUUGAUUUAUAUAAUAUGGAUUACAGUCACGUGUUUAUCCGCUAUGUUGGAUUUAUGUACAUGUUGCAUUUAUCAGUCACGUGAUCAUCCGUGAUGUUGAAUUUAUUUAUAUAUAUCAAAACCAGGUGAUUACCAUGGCAAACGGAAAUGGAGAGCGCGUUAGGAGUAAAUAUUAUCACUUAUUAAUUGUAUAUCGUAAGAACAUCUAAAGUAAUUUUCCUAGUUAGCUUACCAUUUUUUACGUGUCUACUAUCUGCUGUAUGUACGUAUGAGGAGUAAUGAUUUAAUAUACAAAACAC